AUGACCAAUCUAGCACCUAUCCAACAAAAUAAUGUUGAAUUUCCAUUCGCUAAAAGGUGGUCUUCGCUUGGAAUGAAUUAUGACAACUGUCCACACUACAGUAUCACGCAGUACAGAAAUCUUAUUGAUCACUUGGGUCAAGAUGAUUUCAUUUGGCGGUCGUAUCUUGGUCUAGAAGCCUUUCAUGAAGUUGAACGACAAGACUCUGCGGUGUGGAGUGCAAAGGUGCCAAUUAUCAACUUCACCACCGUGGAAAUGCACAACACUGAUCGUGUGAAACUUCAAUUUGGAAUGCUUCAGGAUAUUCCAUGUCCACCAAAGUGCAUCCCCGACAAAUAUCACACCGGUAAAGUCUCCGACCAAUGGGAGUAUAAUCCGUGGACCAAGUAUGCAAAACACGAGUGUCGUGAAUGGAGGCAUCGCAACAACUAUGUUUUAUCUGACACUGUGUUUCCAUACAAGAUGAAACAAUCAAUACAAUACAUGACUUGGUAUAGGUCUGUAUCAAUUGGUUUCAUUUCACAUCCAAGCCAACCACCCCAAAAUAACUAUGAAGGCAUGGGCAACUCUUUUGAUUUGGAUGACUUUACGGAUAUGGAUCCGUCUUCAUGGGCCGAAGUGAUUCAAUUGCUUGAAGAAGACACAAUGGACCCGACUCUAUAA
Messenger RNA from Lathyrus sativus (Indian pea), 663 nucleotides. The record is from the annotation of a GenBank genome assembly. Lineage: Eukaryota; Viridiplantae; Streptophyta; Magnoliopsida; Fabales; Fabaceae.